Messenger RNA from Leptopilina heterotoma, 2162 nucleotides. RefSeq names its product mitochondrial thiamine pyrophosphate carrier (gene Tpc1). The transcript is spliced from 5 exons. Bases 179 to 1111 code for a protein of 310 amino acids. Gene Ontology annotation, biological process: thiamine pyrophosphate transmembrane transport. Gene Ontology annotation, molecular function: thiamine transmembrane transporter activity. Gene Ontology annotation, cellular component: mitochondrial inner membrane. The record is from RefSeq and is a predicted model, not a curated record. Lineage: Eukaryota; Metazoa; Arthropoda; Insecta; Hymenoptera; Figitidae.
UUCCCACGCUUAUCAUGAAUUUAUUGAGUUAAUUUUCGAUAUUUGAAGUCAACAAGAUUUUAAACAUCAUAAGCAGUUUGUAUUUAGUGCAAAUUUGUAUAUGUAAAAAACAGUAAAACGUUGCCGGAUGAAGGAAUGGAAAUUUUGAGUCAAUGAAGUUAUUGAAACAGGAUAGAAUAUGGAUGAUUCUCUAAAACUUGCAGAACCAUCGUCUGCAGCCUUUGCAGGAGCUGUUAGUGGAUGUAUAACGAGGCUAUUAUUUCAACCAUUAGACGUAGUGAAGACAAGAUUUCAACUUCAAGUAGAACCAAUAAAACACCAUUCUGUAAGUAAAUAUCGUUCAUUACCGCAAGCAUUUGCGUUAAUUGUCAGGGAAGAAGGAGUAAGUGCAUUAUGGAAAGGACACGUACCAGCGCAAUUAUUAUCUAUUGUUUACGGUAUGAGCCAGUUUUAUUCCUACAAUUUAAUAACACAACAUUUAAGUCAAUAUCAAAUAGUCCAUGAAUGGAGAAAUACUUUACAUUUUGCUGAAGGUGCAAUUGCUGGAGCUGUGAGCACAACGUUAACGUUUCCAUUUGACACCAUAAGAACUAGACUAAUUGCUCAAUCAUCAAAGCACAAAGUUUAUAAUGGAUUACUCCAUUCUUGUUUGUCCAUUUUUCAAGAAGAAUCUUCAAAGGCUUUUUUCCGUGGCUUACUCCCAACAAUUUUACAAAUUGCACCUCACACAGCCUUUCAAUUUUAUUUCUUUGGAAUAUUCAAGGACCUUUAUAUUAAGUUUACCAAUGAUUCCAGGACUACUAUAGCAGGUACUAUGACAGCAGGAAGUCUUGCCGGACUCGCUGCCAAGACGAUCAUAUAUCCAUUUGAUUUGAUAAGAAAAAGACUACAAAUUCAAGGCUUUCAACAUGGGAGAAAAGGAUUCGGAGUUUUCUUUCACUGCACUGGAAUGAAAGAUUGUAUUAUUAUAACAAUUAAACGAGAGGGUGUUAAUGGUCUUUUUAAAGGUUUAGUGCCCAGCCAGGUGAAGGCUGUCGUCACUACUGCUUUACAUUUUACAAUUUACGAACAAACUUUAGUUAUUAUGCAACUUUUGAAGGAAAAAUAUUAGUAAAUUUUAAUUUCUUCCUUCAUGUUCAUUUUGAUUUCGUUUCUUUUUUUAUGAGAAUUUACAAAAAGCCACAUUAUAUGUUUUACAGUUAUGAAGACAAUUUACUUUUUUUGGUUUAGCUGGUUUAUAUUUUAGUUUUUAAUAAUUGCAAGAGAAUAGAUCAUUUUUGCGGGGAAUUGAACUCAAGUUCUUGUUAUUAGGAGUGAGAAAAAAUUAAUUUAAUAAAAUAUAAUAUUACAAAAUUAUUUAAAAAUCUUCAUGUACUUAGUUGUGAGUUUAUUUUUUAGUUAAGUUUACAAAUAAGUGAACAGCUGUAUCAAAAUUAAUUGAUUUAUUCAAAAGUUCGAUAAAAUAUUUAAUUUUUAUUUCUGAAUAAGUUUUCUAGUAAAGUAUACAAGCGUAAUAACUUACUACAAAUUUUUCAUAUAUAAAAAAUUGUAAGUCGUUAACUGUAUAUGGAAUUAGUUUUCUAUGAAAUUCGUAAGAUCACUAAAUUUUUUUCAUUUUUUCAUAAUUUCUGAUAUAAGGAACUUGAAUCUAAUUUGUGAUGAAAGUUUUGUUUAAAAAUAUAAAUGUAGUUUGUCAAAGAAAAUUAGUUUUUAUUUUGACAAUAUGAUAACAUCAAAUUUGCAAGGUACUCAGUAUUUAUUAAUAAUACAAUAAUGUAGUAUUUAAAGUAUUAAUUAGUAAUUAAAUCGUCAUAAAUGGAAGGAUAAUUAUUUAUUUAAAACAUAAUUAAAUGAGAAGGUAACCAAAGUAGAAAUAAAAACAAAAUGUAUUUAAUGCAAUAGUGAUAAAUAUUAAAAUGUUAAAUAAAAACUCCCUCCAAUUUAUAUUAUACCUAUUCAAUGAAAUCGGAAUUAAUUAUAAAUACCAAAUAAAAACAGUGAGUUAAAAUUUUUUUUUUUCUUAAAUAUGUAAAAAAUUACUUAUUACUCAUGUUUACAUGUAAAAUUUAAACAAAUUGUAAUUUUCAUUUCAACUUUACCUCUCAUUUUGUAGAUUUGUAUAAAUGAAAAUACUUUUAAUAAAUACAGUGGUUUUAUAACGA